Propithecus coquereli (Coquerel's sifaka) is the source of this 432-nucleotide messenger RNA. RefSeq names its product SH2 domain containing 6 (gene SH2D6). The record is from RefSeq and is a predicted model, not a curated record. Gene Ontology annotation, cellular component: cytoplasm. Gene Ontology annotation, biological process: cell surface receptor protein tyrosine kinase signaling pathway; intracellular signal transduction. The transcript is spliced from 6 exons. NCBI's taxonomy places the organism in Eukaryota, Metazoa, Chordata, Mammalia, Primates, Indriidae.
AUGCCUCCAGUCCUUCUGCCAAGGACGUCAGUGGUGCCCAGGCCCACCAUAGCCCCCCAGGAAGUUCAAAAUGGAGCAGCAGACGCCACCUCUAAAGCAGGAAAGAGAUCAUCUCCUCCCUCUGCAGCCCCCUCUGGGAGCACCUCAGCUGCUGAGGAUGGGGCCUACACCGUGCACCCCAGUUCAGGGCCUCACGGCUCCCAGGCCUUUACCCUGGCAGUGCUCCUCUGAGGCCGGGUCUUCAACGUUUCCAUCCGGUGGCUGGAUGACAGGCGCCACUAUGCCCUGGGCCGGGAGGGCAGGAACCACGAGGAGCUCUUCUCCUCCGUGGCCACCAUGGUCCAGCACUACAUGCAGCACCCCCUGCCCCUGGUGGACAGACACAGUGGCAGCUGGGGACUCACCUGCCUGCUCUUCCCCACCAAGCCGUGA